AAGUGAGGAUCCCGGAGCCCCGCCCACCUUGUGUGCUCUGGAUCCCGGAGCCCCGCCCACCCUGGUUGCUCAGCGUCCUGCCGCCCCGCACCGUUAUCUGCACCUGCUGAGCCCGGAGCUGUAUUCCUCACUGCCCGGCUAUAGCGCGGAGAUCCUGGGAAGUGCGGGCUGGAGGUUUCUGGGCACACCGAUCCCACACUGAAUGAUGGGAGGGCACCCAGACUGGCAGCGCUAAUCACAAACAGGACGGCGACGCUGCUACUGCCCCGGAGACAAGGGGGGCACCGAGCCUGGCAGGGUCUGUCACUGGAGAGGGGGCACAGAGGGAGCACCUACCCACUAUAGAACCUGAUCCUAGAAGACUGUGCACCUACCCCCUGCAGGACCUGAUCACCCAGGACUGGGCACCUACCCCCUGCAGGACCUGAUCACCCAGGACUGGGCACCUAUCCCCCUGCAGGACUUGAUCACCCAGGACUGGGCACCUACCCCCUGCAGGACCUGAUCACCCAGGACUGGGCAGCUACCCCCUGCAGGACCUGAUCACCCAGGACUGGGCACCUGCACCCUAAAGGACCUGAUCACCCAGGACUGGGCACCUGUACCCUACAGGACCUGAUCACCCAGGACUGGGCCCCCAUACAGGACCUGAUCACCCAGGACUGGGCACCCACCCCCCACAGGACCUGAUCACCCAGGACUGGGCACCCACCCCCCACAGGACCUGAUCACCCAGGACUGGGCACCCACCCCCCACAGGACCUGAUCACUCAGGACUGGGCACCAACCCCCAAAAGGACCAGAUCCCCAAGUCUGCCCUCCUACAAUAUUCAAUCAUUGAGGACUGGGCACAUAGAGGACUCCUAGCGGAUCUGAUCAUAUGGACUGGGCACACACUGGGCAUCUAUCCAUACAGGAUCUGAUUAUUAAGGGCUCAACAGCACAUAGGGGGCAUCUCCUCCUUCUCCACCCCCCACCCCCCCCCCUCCUUCAAACAGUAUCUGAUCAUAGGGGACUGGGAAUCAACUCCCUGCAAGAUCUGGUCACAGGGUAUCUACUCUGCUAAGGGGACUGGGCACAUAGUGGACAUCCAUCCCUAUACAAGAUCUGGGCAUCUACCCCCUGUAGGAUCUAGUCCAAGAGGACUAGACAUCUUCUUCUUGCAGGAUUCCUUCUCAGAAGACUGGGCAUCUAAUCACACAGGAUCCGGCAUCUACCCUCUGUAGGAUCUGAUUAUAGAGGACUGGGUACACACUGGGCAUCUACCCUCUGUAGGAUCUGAUUAUAGAGGACUGGGCAUCUACCCUGGAAAAAAGCUGACAAAAACCAGAGAGCUCUGCUGGGAUUAUUACCCUUAUUGUCUACUACAGACAGAGGUACCUCCUAUGGAUGGUACCACUAAAUGGCAGAGAAGAUCUUGUACCCCUAAAUGAAAGAGAAUAUAGCUCUGGCACAGCCUGGCGAAGGCUCUCAAUAAUCCCUUACCCCUGGUGGAGUCUGUGGACAAUUAAUUACUGAUCAGCAAUUUUUCCUGCUGGAGGUUUUUGGAGAGUAAUCAUCACCCGGAAGAGUCUGGCAGUUGCCCCUGCAGGAGACGGGGGAAUUUUCGGAAUUGCUCAUGGCUGGAAGCUCUCUGCCAAUGACAUAUGCCAUUGCUGUGGUUUGCUGACAAGGGGUUCCACCCCAGUUUGUAUAUCAGAUUGGGGGAGCCUGCCUCUGGAAACCUCUGCUGCCCUGUUUAUGCCGAACCACCUUCUCCCUUGAACCUCUGAACGGACUGCAAUGACACUGAGGGCAUGAGGAGAACCUGAGCCCCCCCCUCCCUGCCACCCUGACUGCCCACCACAGAGAGAUGUCCAGAAGAAAACAGCGUAAUCCCAGGCACAUUAAACGUGCACUCGGUGAAAUGGAAGAGACGGAGGAAAGUUUGGGAUUUGAGUUGAACUCUUCUGAAAAGGACGGAUCCAUUUCUGACAUGGAAGAAUUAGCAGACUGUGAUUCUUCGAGCCCAUCUUUCAGCGACGUACCGGAAGCAGAAGGAGAGCCGAGCAGCUCUGUGCCGCAGGCUUCCGAUCAGGAGAUGGGUGAAGAGGAGCCACUGGAGAACCUGCGUGAAGAGGCCACACCCCCCUGCAGCUCAGAGGCCGAGAGCGCGGAGGUGGAAGACAGCGUGAACUACAAAGAAUCGGAGACUGCCGACAGCACAGAGGAUGCAGUGGAGCCUCAUCCGUGGAACGGUCCAGAUGAACUGGUUUUGGAAAAUCCGUCGCCCAGUGGCGUAAGCCGGGUCCGGGCCCAGACUGAACUACCCAAGGGGUUAACCUGGGGCCCCUACAGAGGAACCUUUUCAGGCGCUGCCUCCUCCCCGGACCGGUCAGAAGUGGGCGGCGCUCUCUCACUGGAGGUAGAUGAAGACUGCUGGCUGAAAAAUGUGACUUUCGUCUCUUGUGAGUUCGAAGCCAACUCCGUCCUGUACAGAAAAGGGGACCAGAUCUGGUGUAAGACAUCUCGGGUCAUAGAACAAGGUGACGUGAUCCGGGCCUUCCUAAUGGCUGAGCCCCAAGCCAUCCCUAACUUCAGCAUAAAAGAGGAACCCGGAGAGACCUCACAGGCGAUUGUCCCCCAACCCGAGUUCCAGCUCCUCCCUCAGCAAGCUGGCAUGGCGGCCAUCCUGGCCACUGCGGUGAUUAACAAGGACAUAUUUCCCUGCAAGGAUUGCGGCAUCUGGUACCGCAGCGAGCGCAAUCUGCAGGCUCAUCUCAUGUACUACUGCGCCAGCCGUCAGAGCUCCACCUCCCCCACCUUGGACGAGAAGCCCAAAGACUCCUACCCCAACGAGCGGGUCUGCCCCUUUCCCCAGUGCAAGAAGAGCUGCCCCAGUGCCAGCUCCCUGGAGAUUCACAUGAGGAGCCACAGCGUCCCUAAACCAUCUCCUGCUAGAACAGAGCCUUGGGGGCACGCUGCACAUGCUCAGUUUGGAGAACGACCAUUUGUGUGCUUGAUCUGCCUGUCCGCCUUCACCACCAAGGCCAACUGUGAGCGCCACCUGAAGGUCCACACCGACACCUUGAAUGGCGUGUGCCAUGGAUGCGGCUUCAUCUCCACCACCCGAGACAUUCUGUACAGCCACCUGGUGACCAAUCACAUGAUCUGCCAGCCUGGGUCAAAGGUUGAAGUGUACCCAGUCGUGAAAACGCUGCCUGCAGCCAAGCCAUCGAACUCCGGGGUAAAUCAAAUCUCCAGCCUUCUGAAGUGCAGCUUAUGUGGAUUCUUGGCCGACAGCCUUGCCAGUCUCCAACAGCAUGCAAUCAUGCACGCUACUGCCUCUCUCCCAGGCCUUUCCCGGUCCUCCAAGUCCCCAUCUGAUGCAGAGAAGCAGCUGUCUCCCGAUAGCUUGAAAAAUGGAGAUGCUAAAUCGCCGGUCUCCUCCUCUUCCUCAGGCAUGGAUGAUCCUCCUCUGAAAGUCCACAUUAAAGAGGAACCAGAUGCCCCAAGACCAGUCAGCGAAGCCGUUUCCACCAGCCCUGAGGCUAGAGAUGAAUCUGCUCUGGUUCCCUCUCCAGCUGUUAAAAUUAAGACUGAGAUCUCCAGUCCCACCCCGGGCUCAAGCCCUGUCCCCAAUGAAUUGGGAGCAGCCGCUAGCGGGGGGACAAUCAUAGUGCCUCAGUAUAUGUUUGGACACGAGGCAGCUCCCGCUAUCGUCCCGCAAGCCUCAGAGAUCCUUGCCAAGAUGUCCGAGUUGGUACACAGCCGCCUGAAACAAGGACAAGCCAUCACUUCUGUUGGCUUUACGGGAACUCCGGCACCCAAAGGCGCUACUUGUUACGAGUGCGAGAUUACGUUUAAUAACAUCAACAACUACUAUGUGCACAAAAGACUUUACUGCUCUGGGCGGCACGUGUCAGAUGAAAAUCCAGGCAGCGGGCGGAAGGUGAAGGUGCACCCAGUGCGAGCCGCCAUAGCUCCUGCAAUGUCAGCGGUUGAUGAGCAGCGAGUGAGUCCACAACAACAAGAAGACACUGCAGGGGAAAGCAGCACUUCAACUGUACAGAUAAAAGUAGAGGAAGGCGCCGGAACAGAAAACGAAGCAUCCGGCAGCGGCCACGCGAGUGAGGGGAGCCAGAGCCCUGGUCUGCAGGAAGACGCAGAGGAAGACCUAACACGCACUGUUUGUGAAGCUUGCAACAUCCGUUUCAGCAAACAUGAGACUUAUGUAGUGCACAAGCGCUUCUACUGCGCGUCACGUCACGAUCCUCCUCUCCGGCGCAGCGGAGUGAUCAACAAGGCCGGGCCACCAUACACACCGCAGCCUGCUCCACGAACGCGGAAACGCCGAAAGCUGUAUGAAAUUCAUGGCGUAUCCCCUGCAGACCUAACUUCUCCGGCGUUGCUCCCGCUGACCCGGGUGGAGGCUCUUCCUCUCAUGCCAGGGCUGAUAGCAGCACCAACUGUACCCUCACCCAGCUCCAGCCCAGAUGUGGCAGAGGGGCCCAUCGAUCUAAGUAAAAAGCCACGCCUUUCUGUGGAGUCUUCUUUGCCGCUGCCAGCUGCUGCAACAGUCGUCCCUCUGACAGAUUACCAUGAGUGCACGGCUUGUCAGAUCAGCUUCAACAGCCUGGAAAGCUAUCUAGCUCACAAGAAGUUCUCCUGCCCAGUGGCCCCUUUACAACAGAAAGCCUUACAGCAACUUCAGAAAAUGAAGUCCCCCCUCAAUGCCUCAGGGAAGAUCGGAGAGGAUGGUGUGAGGAUCAAAGUAGAGCGGAGAGCAACUCUGAGUCCAGGAUCUGGGAGUGACUCCAUCCAGCCAGUUGCACUUCCCUUUAUCACUGUUGCUGACACAAAACCACUGCAGCAGUACACAACCAGCUCAGUUGAGGGUUCCCCGUCUGCUUCUACCACCACCUGUCCCUAUUGCCCUCCUAAUGUGGUUAUCAGAGGAGACCUUCUCGAACAUUUCCGAAGCGUUCAUGGUCUGCUGUUGGCCAAACCCACCCCAGGUCACCGUUUACAAACAGCGUUCAUGGAGCUGCUGCUGCCUGCUCGGGUUCAGCAGAGCAGCUCGUCUGAGAAUAGCUUGCCUAGCCCACCCACCUCAUCCACUUCUCCCCUGCAAGGCCAAGGGCUACCAAGAGACACUGUGAACUGUAAAGAUGCUGUCACCUCAUCCUCUUCUUCAUCCUCCUCUAAUGGCAGCCCUGUUUCAAGCACCACUCCGCGGCCAGUGCUCACCAGCACCACGAGGCCUCUGUUGCCAAGCUCUCCAGCUCUUCCUCUAAACCCUUUGGCUGAAACCAGGCUGCCUACACACUCUAUUCUUCCUGGGGAUAAACCCAUGCAGCCUCCUAAAGCCAGUCUGGCUUCUGCUCUGCCCAAUGGAAAUCACAGGUUCUGUCGACUUUGCAACAUCAAGUUCAGCAGCCUUUCCACAUUCAUAGCCCACAAAAAGUACUACUGUUCUUCCCACGCAGCUGAACAUGUCAAAUAGCAUUGGGGAACAUUUUUUGUUGUUGCAAGAAGUAGUUUUUAAAGCACUAAGCGGUCUGAGCAGUUCGAAGGACCAUUUUGUUUUUGUGUGGUUUGUACGGUCUAUAAGAAGCCAAUGAGAAACAUUGUUCCGGUGUGAAAAGGGACGCUGCCCGAAACAUGGGCUAGUCUGCUGCCACUGCUAUGGCAUGAUGAAAACGGGACACAAUGGCUGUGGAGGCCCAGAACCCAUCCAGAGACCCUGUGGAGGUCACUAGGACCCACCAGUUGACCCUUUUGGUAGGUUUUCCUCUCCAAGGGUUACGUUCUGGAACCUACCAGCUACUUUGUAAAUGGCUGAAGAUUUGCACUACGAAAAAAAGAGUGCAAAAAAAAAAAAAACUAAACGUUAUUUAGCAAAAUUCUCAUUUAUCAAGCACAAUUUAAAAAAAAACUGUUACACAAAAUGAAAAACUUUGAAGGCAACUGACUGUCUUUGUUACAGGGCUGGGGAAGGGAUAACUUUUUUAGUAAGUUAUUUUUGACUCGUAUUUAAAACCUCAUCUUCUGUUGCUUUUUUUUUUUUUGUUAUUUUGUAGCAAAACUAUCACAAAUGUGGAAAAAAAGGUUUGACAGUUUCCAGCAAAAAAUUUUAAUGGACAAAAGAAAAAAAAAAAAAAAGUUUGUUUUCAUUUUUAAGCUUCAAGUUGACAUUGAAGCCCGAAUGUUGGCCCAGAUGGAGGAGUUCGAAUGCAAAUUCUCAGGGCUGAACACCAGACUGUGUUGAGGAAGUCAAAGCGUUUUUCAGCAAGACGCUUUUUCUCUUGGACCUCGAAGGCAAAACGGCAACGCGGGUUCCUAAUGUUUGGCUGUCAGCGUAUCUGUGGGAAAGUCUCACGCAUUUCUUGCUGCUGUAAAACUCUAAGCUAGUUUUAUUUUUUGGGAACUUGCCGCCAAACUCUAAACAUUUUAUCCUCUUAGUAGGUGUUGCCCAUGAGCAAAGAUAGAGCGAUUCAAAAACAAACAUUUUCUAAACCUAAAAACUUUCAGGUGGAAAAAAAAAAAAUGUUGCUUCCCGACACGUGUGCAGAAAUGGUUUUGUCCCUGAGGCAGCGCCAAUAGUCUUCUGUGGCUAAUAGAAUUGCUGGGAUUUUGGAUCAUAACAUCUUCUUGAAAGGUGUAGGGCACUUAAUGAUAACCAGAGGACGCUAUAGAUGAGACGGAAGAGAGAAGCACUAUCUAAUCCAAACACCUUUUACAGUUGCGACUUCAGGUCCCCCCCCCCCCCCCCCCAGGCAAAUAUUUUUUCUAACGGCUGUAUUUUUUACAUGGCAUUAUAUAUGACCAAAACUGGAAAAACCAACUGUGUUUAAGAAAAUAGUCCUUAAAGUAUAUUUAUAUAUUAAUAUAGCUACGGAGAGCACUGAUUCACAAAUAAAACAAAAAACACACAUCGCUGGUGACUAACAAGUGUGUAUAAUUGUGUAUAUAAUAAAGCCGGUGUUUAAUAACUGUU
Rana temporaria (common frog) is the source of this 6979-nucleotide messenger RNA. RefSeq names its product zinc finger protein, FOG family member 1 (gene ZFPM1). The record is from RefSeq and is a predicted model, not a curated record. Gene Ontology annotation, cellular component: nucleus. The coding region runs from base 1853 to 5485 and encodes 1210 amino acids. Gene Ontology annotation, biological process: negative regulation of transcription by RNA polymerase II; megakaryocyte differentiation; heart development. NCBI's taxonomy places the organism in Eukaryota, Metazoa, Chordata, Amphibia, Anura, Ranidae. Gene Ontology annotation, molecular function: RNA polymerase II-specific DNA-binding transcription factor binding. The transcript is spliced from 12 exons.